GGAAUCCUAGAAAUUUAUUUUCAUCUGAGGACUAAAAAGAGAGUUGAAUAUAAAUUACAUUAUCUUCCAGCAAAAAAAAAAAAAAAAUCCCUUGCUUCCUCACUGUCCUUGUGGUUCAUGUUUCUGAUACCAAGAUCCUUUUCCUCCAAGGCGCUCGGUGUUCACUCUGGGUUUGUACAGCACAGGUAUCUCCAGGCACAACCUUAGAGCUGAUAGAGCCCCGAGUUGACGGGCGCCGUUGGUAUGAAAGGACUCUUAACCAUUCUGACCUUCGUUGAGAGGUUGUUCUGGUAUGCAGGCAAUAAGCAAGUAAGCUGACAUCAUAGGGCAAACCCCGUAUUCACCCUGCGGCACUUUUUGAUUGCUUAUAAACUUAAACAAGACUGUAUUUGUAUAAUCAAAACCAGGAACUUGAGGCCAGAUGGUCCCCACAGGCUCCUCAGGUGUUUGCAGACAGAUCCUGAGCAUCACUGCCAAGUAAAACUUCUCAUUUCCCUCUUCAGGGCAGCACAGGACGGAGGAAUUCCGGAAGGUGAACGUCCUGAUGAAGGUGCCCGCGCUAAGGGAUGGUUCUUUCACUUUAGCAGAGAGCAUUGCAAUCCUCCUGUACCUGGCCCGAAAAUUCAAGACUCCUGAUCACUGGUACCCAUCUGACCUGCAGAAAAGGGCUAGGGUUGAUGAGUACCUGUCGUGGCAGCACGUCAACAUUCGUGGGAAGGGGAGCAAGCUGUUCUUAACUAAGGUGCUGCUGCCUCUCCUCACAGGCCAGCCACUUCCUCCAGAGAAACUGGAAGGUGUUACUGAAGAGCUGAACGUUGUCCUGAAGCAGUUUGAGGAGAAGUUCUUGCAGGACAAGCCCUUCAUCGCAGGCAGCGAGAUCUCCCUGGCAGACCUUGUAGCACUGGUGGAGCUCAUGCAGCCCGUCGGUGCUGGCUAUGACCUCUUUGAGGAGAGGCCGAAGUUAGCAGAGUGGCGCAGGCGGGUGGAAGAAGCGGUGGGGAAGCAGCUCUUCCAGAAAGCCCAUGAAGGGAUCUUGAACGCCAAGAACUUGACCGCUGAUAAGAUUGCGCCCGAACUGCUGGAGCAUUUCAAGCACCAGCUCCUAAAGCAGGCCAGCCAGAAUUAGGGGGUUGUACCCUAAGUAAAAUGGAUUAUUUUGUGCAGGCUUUUUGUAGUAUUUCAGCAUUUCCUCUAAAAAUCAUACAGAAAUACCAUUCCACAAAAUGCACUUCAAUCACAGCCUUUCUUCAACUUAGAAGGGAAGAAAACUACAUCUUAAACAGACUGCAGUGAGCUGCUUUCCCCUCUUGUCCACUAGUUAUGUGAGCUGUAGCCCUAUAGGCUUUUCUUUCUUGCUCCACCACCACUGGAUCUGCUUGAGGACAGAGGUGAUUCAGUCCACGUGGGAACUGGGGCCAGUCAGAACUGCCCUUUCCGUCCCUGUUUUGAGUUUUCCAGGUCACAGCACCAUAGAAGGGGCAAAGGUUUCCUGAGGGUGUGGCAGAGCAGAUAUGUCUGAAACAAGGAAAAGAUCAUUGAAAAUGGCUUUCACUUUGCAACACGCUCAGUUGGAAGAUUUUUGCUCUUUAGUAAAGAGAUGGGUCAGGACCCAGCCCUUGGUGGGGACCCUGCCAGGACCCUUAGAGCACCUGGCCACUAGAGGCUGCUGCAUCACCUGUGGGAGCAAAGGGACACAGCACCUAGGAGCAGAGGGGCUGUGCAGGUACCCAAGUGAGGCCUCCAGCUUCUGGGAAGGAUGGGGUUAGUCCCAUGAAUAAAGAUCCUCAACCGUAGACUCAUGCCAUGCUCUACAAAGAACAGCCUGCACAGCUGAGAAAAGCUGCUUUUCUAGGUGAAGCUGCUGCCAACCACACGGUCUCCCUCUGCAAACCGUAUCGGUGCUCUUGUCCUUUCCCCAGAGCAGCUUUGUCAGCUCGACGGAAGCCAUUCAAGCCAGGCUCUCUCCACUGAGGAGUGCUGCCGUGGCUGGGCCAGCAUUGGUGGCAGAGGGAGCUGUGCUGGCCAGCCCCGGGGUGAGCGGAGUGCACAGUAUGUGAGCUGAGUAACGCCUCAAAUACAGUUAAUGUUCCACUACUCUUCUGUCACAUCAGAUUCUCCAGUAAAGUUAAUGGUUACACUUG
This is a messenger RNA of Aptenodytes forsteri (emperor penguin), 2141 nucleotides long. It is a transcript of the gene GSTT2B, whose product is annotated as glutathione S-transferase theta 2B. Gene Ontology annotation, biological process: glutathione metabolic process. The transcript is spliced from 4 exons. The record is from RefSeq and is a predicted model, not a curated record. Lineage: Eukaryota; Metazoa; Chordata; Aves; Sphenisciformes; Spheniscidae. Gene Ontology annotation, cellular component: cytoplasm. The coding region runs from base 545 to 1126 and encodes 193 amino acids. Gene Ontology annotation, molecular function: glutathione transferase activity.